AUGCGGCGUCCAGGAUAUCGUAGACGGUUGAGAGGUUUGCAAACAUUGCAAAGUCUGAAAACGAUGAUACUUACUAAGAUAAGGAUAACUGAAAUGAGAACGCUGGGAUCUAUUACUGGUUACAGUCUUAGGGAAAAAAGAAAUGGGUUUGUAAGUGAACAAGGCUGCGUCCGGGAUAUGAAUUCACCUCCCACUGUCCAAGAACUUAUUGAUAACAUUAGUAAACUAAAACCAAACUUGGAAAGCCAACAUUUAAAACACGAAGAUGACAUAUUUUCACAUAAUUGUUGUUUGAGUAACAAAAAACGACAUGAAAUAGUUAUAUUGUCUCCAGUAAUCGAUCAAAUAUCUAAAGGUGUUGAAGCUGAUCUGGUGUUAGAUAUUGGUUCAGGUUUGGGUUACCUCUCACAUCAUUUACAUUCCAAAUACAAACACAAGGUCCUAGGUAUCGAAUGCUCCAAGCAGUACGUAGUUCAGGCCUAUAAAAUGCAACAAAAGAUAUACCCACAUUGCAAAAAUGGAGUACAGUUUGUAGAUCACUAUAUCGAUGCACAAUCUGCUGGAAAGAUAUCAUCUCUAAUACAAGAAACUUUUACUGAUUUUGACCCCAAGUCGGUCUCUUUGGUUGGUCUCCACGCAUGUGCAGACCUCAGCGUAACAGUCUUAGAUCUGUUCAGUCAACUUGACCGCGUCAAAAGCUUAGUUAUUAUGCCGUGUUGCUAUCAUAGACUUAAAUUAAAAGAGGAACAGGAUGACAAAGAGUACUUUUAUAAUUUCCCUUUUAGCAAUGUUUUUAAAGAUAUUUUUGAUAAAGCUAGUGGUGAAUAUUUUUUAAGGAGAUCCUUUUUGAGGCUAGCUUGCCAACAAGCUUCUAGAAACUUUUGUAAUAUGUCUCAAGAAGAACAUGUGGAGCAUUCUACAAACCUAAUGUUUCGUUGUAUACUACAGUUGGUUGCAGAAUCAGAAAACUUGGAUAUCAAACGUCUUAAACGAAAAUCAACAACACACUCGUCAACUACAGACAUCGAAGACUACUUGAGUCAUCUACCAAGUACACACCAACUGAAACCGCGCAACCCAAACGAUAAUCACUUAAGUAUUACUGAUGAGGUAUUCUUGAAUAAAAUGCGUGACAAGUGGAAUGAGUACAAAGACAAAUGUUUUUUGUUGGAAGUUUUAACGGGACUUCAAGCUGCUUUACAAAAUGUGUGUGAAAACAUUGUUUUACUAGAUAGAGUGGAAUAUUUGAAGGAAAAAGGAUUCGAAGCUCGUGUACAGAAAAUUACUGAUGAUUUAGUUUCACCUCGAUGCUACGCAUUGAUAGCUAGAAAGGAGUGA
This is a messenger RNA of Diabrotica virgifera virgifera (western corn rootworm), 1338 nucleotides long. RefSeq names its product probable methyltransferase-like protein 25. The record is from RefSeq and is a predicted model, not a curated record. Bases 1 to 1338 code for a protein of 445 amino acids. NCBI's taxonomy places the organism in Eukaryota, Metazoa, Arthropoda, Insecta, Coleoptera, Chrysomelidae. The transcript is spliced from 4 exons.